Messenger RNA from Eurytemora carolleeae, 772 nucleotides. RefSeq names its product elongation factor 1-beta (gene eEF1beta). Gene Ontology annotation, molecular function: guanyl-nucleotide exchange factor activity; translation elongation factor activity. The transcript has 2 exons. Bases 70 to 726 code for a protein of 218 amino acids. Gene Ontology annotation, biological process: translational elongation. Lineage: Eukaryota; Metazoa; Arthropoda; Copepoda; Calanoida; Temoridae. Gene Ontology annotation, cellular component: eukaryotic translation elongation factor 1 complex; cytosol. The record is from RefSeq and is a predicted model, not a curated record.
UCAUAUUUCCUCCAUUGUCUGCUGGUCCACAGAGUUACACGUGUCAGCUUCAGCAUCCCAUCAUCCAUCAUGUUCGGUGAUCUCAAAUCUGCUGCGGGAGUGAAGGUUUUGAACGAGUAUCUGGCCGAGAACAGUUAUAUCGAGGGGUAUGUUCCCAGCCAGGCUGACACCGCUGUCUUCGAAGCACUAAAGGGAGCUCCUAGCGAGCCCCACGCUCUCAGAUGGUACAAUCACAUCCAGUCAUUCGGAGCUGGCAUGAAGCAGUUCGUAAAGGCAUCUAAGAAUGCCAGUGAAUAUGCUAGCGGAGCUGCGGGUGGUAGUGCUGCAGCUGCCGAUGAUGAUGAUGAUGUUGAUCUAUUCGGAUCUGACGAGGAGGAAGAUGAUGCUGAAAAGAAGAGGAUUACCGAGGAGCGCCUGGCUGCUUACGCCGCUAAGAAGUCCAAGAAGCCUGCGCUUAUUGCCAAGACAUCCGUCCUGUUAGACGUGAAACCCUGGGACGACGAGACUGACAUGUCCAAGAUGCUGGAGAUGGUAAAGUCUGUGGAGAUGGAUGGUCUGGUAUGGGGAGCCAACAAGCUUGUUCCUAUUGGAUACGGUAUCAAUAAGCUCCAGGUUAUGGCUGUUGUCGAGGAUGAGAAGGUUUCUAUCGAAGAACUCUCGGAGAAAAUCGAAUCUUUCGACGACUAUGUACAAUCUGUCGAUGUCGCUGCCAUGAACAAGAUCUAAAUGGUUCAUAUUUUUAUAUUUUAACAAUAAAUAUUAAUCCUUACCA